AUUGCACCAUGUAAGCCAAACUUCUUAUAAACCGUUCAUGCAUCGCGUUCUAAAUGAUCUUUCACUAUUUACAAUCUUUUUUUGAUCUUCCACGGCGUUCGAUGAAAAAAUGGCGCAUGACGUCUGACCAUGCGAGCUUUUACUACUUACACCACCCACGUCAAAACAUUCACGCUACAGAUACGAUAUUUUUAGUUUCGACGAGUCGACUGCACAAUUUUAAAAACAAAAAAAAGACUAUAUAAUUCAACGCAUUCUCUUAUUCCGGAAUGCAUGGCGCGCAAGGCGAAUGAUAAAAUUAGUAAUUAGUAAAACAAUUAUUCCUCGUACAGCAGCGUCCUGGCAAAAUAGCUUACGUAAGUAAUCAACAGCUCAAAAUUACGCGCUCGCGAUGUCGUGGCGUAAUAUCGACGUAGUUUUUCAAUUGCCUGUAAUUGCCAUUUCAGUAUACACCUACAUUGUUUCGAACGCUUGAAAAACAAACGACGCACCGUAUCGCGAAUAAUAAUUCACCGAUCAAACGCGGCAAAAAAACUGAUUUAAACACCUACACUCGCAUAUAAUGCCCGUCUACUCCGCCAAGCGCGAGACGAUAAAAAAGUCCCCUACCUUUCCAUCGACCAGCCUCUCGGAGCUUGGUUCCCGUCCAAGAUAAAUCAAUUACCCGCACGCGCUCGAUCCAACUACGCACUUCAUCAUUGCUGCGCCGUCCCAACUUCUCGAGAGCAAGCCCACACACACAGACACACACACACACACACACACGCGCGCGCGCGCUUUAGAAAGGGGAGCCACUCACAAAGCUGUGUGCAAAAUUCACGAGUCGCGAUGACGUCGUAUCUUUCUCUCGGCUCGAGCCCCCUCGCCCUCCACUACUCGGCAGCACAAUAUCAAGCGGCUCCGGAUUGUCGGGCCGUAGUCGAUUGGCCGGCUGUAGCGUCAGCGAUUCUCCCAUUGGCCGAGUCUGACGCAAAAGCCAGGCCGGUGCCCGCAACCUACGAUUCCGGCGGCUGCAGACAGCACUGCUGUGACGUGCGUGCGCGAGAGUUCGAUCCCCAGCCGCCAGACACUACUCGACAGUGAGCCGAGAAGGACGUGAUCGCCAGAGCCACACAACUCGCAGCAGCAGCACUUAUACUUAUACGCUUAUACCGCAACUGCAGUAAACCGGCGAGCACACUACUACUUGUUGUACCCGUCGAUCGACACUGAGCGUUUUCACGGCGAGCCAGCGCUAGAACAACGCUCUAGAGGACAGCCAGCGGUAGAACACCUCGAGCGAACGCGGUAGACAACCACGUUCGUGACGACAAGAGCCGGGACAGCGACUACGCACGUCCCUUCCGCCCAGGUGGACAGAGUAGAAGGGUUGGCAACUUUUGGGAGGGCAUCCAAAAUCCCUCCCGUCUACGAACGCCAAACGGCCAGCAACAUUUCAAUUGAGCACGGGGUUGAAGUCAAAGGACUAGAACCAUGCAACCUAAAGCUACUUCAGUCAUCUGCUUCUCGUGGCGUGAGAUCGCGGCAGCAGCAGGAGAUCGACCGCUUUGCCCCGGUAAAAGUCGAGACGAUCCCCCUGCUCAGCCCGACAAUGGAGUCCGAAUUGAUGCGGGAGCCUUGGACCUUCCCGCGGGAGCCGACCAGCUGCGUCAUCGCGCCCCACGUCGUCCAAGCAGCUUCGCAAGCAACAGCCGCUACUGCGGCAGCAUCCGCACCGCUCACGAUUACACUAGACGAGGAGCCCGCAAGCACGGCCCUCUCCGCUUGGGAGGAGAACUUUCAGGAUCUAAGCGGCUGGUGCAUGAGCAACGUACAGCCGAGAUGCGAUUUUCCUACAGGUGAAUCCCCCAUGGCUGCUAAACUUACAGGUACGAGAAUUGAGGGUAGUGACGUCUUAACCGCACCGGACGGGGCGACAAGGGGUUUUAUACAAGCGAUCGGAAGGAAGAUCUUCAAGGGCGGUGACGCGAUCGUGGGCGCACGUCGGCCGCAACAGGCCACGGGCCUCGUCCCGCCGCAACUGGACCAUGCCUAUCCAUUGGUUGGUCACCAGCAGGAACAUCAGCAGCAGCAAAUGUAUUUUAGUAAUAAUAACAAUCAUCAGCAUCAGAACAACAACAACAGCACAGGUAUCGGUAUCGGUACCAAGCGCAUCAGCAUCAGCAACGAGAAUAGCCCGAAUGACAACAGAAACGUGUGGAUGGGACUACCGGCGAAGACCGAGCCCAUGAUUAUUCCAGCGGGUAACAACAAUAGCGUCAACUGGCAAGAACUCGGAGAUCUGGGAAUCGUGUCGGCGGCCACUGGACUGCCGGUUUACCAACAGCCAGCGACGGAUUUGGACGUGAAGCCGCUGCACCAGAUGCAGCGACAAGAUAGCCAAGACGUGUUUAGGAGCUUCGAGAACGAGGCCUCACCAAAUUUCGAUUUGCUCUCGUAUUUGUGCGAAGACGACAUUCCAUCACCAGGCGACAGCGUGUCCACGGACUCCUCGCACAUCAACAACCUGCCGAGGUUACCCUCGAAUCCAUCAGCGCACAUAGUCGUCUCACCGAAGACCUGCGAGCCCAUCAGUCUCUCAAGCAUCCAAGCCACGGACCCUCUGAAAUCUCGACUCCAAGUCUCGGCGGACUCGCCCUACUCGCACGACAGUCCCAAACACUCGCCGAUAUCUUCCGCCUCGUCGGAGCUGGCGAUGACGAGCAGCAGCGGUCGGCCCUACCGGCAGCUGCGCAGCAUAGUCAAAUUGGAAACACCCGAAAGCCCGACACCGAUCGAGAGGCGAUCCAGCCGACCGAGGCGGGCGCGAACGAGCUCGAGCACCAGCAGGAGCAGUAGCAGUCGGGGCAAAGGCCGAAAGCGCGCUUACGACGAGGACAGCGAUCUGUCCGACGACGGCAGCUACAGGGAGACGCGCGAAAAAAACAACGAGGCGUCGCGCAAGUCCAGGAUGAACAAGAAGGCCAAGGAAAUGGAGAUGUCGAAGAGGGCCGUCGAGCUCGAGAAAGACAAUAGGAUACUCAAGAUGAAGGUGGAGGAGCUGGAGAAACUGGUCUCGUCGAUGCGCAACGCCCUGUUGCGCUCGGCUCUCAAGAGGGAGGUCAAGCCUAAUAUGUUUUGAGCUCUUGGCCUUACCCACGCGUAAGAUGGGCUUGAUGAUUCUUUGCUUUAUUAUAUAGCCAACCACUCGCUAAGCGGCGUGGCUCGAGUUCUUGUUUUUUAUUUAUGGAACGACGCGCCGUCGAGUGGAGAUCGAACGAUUUCGAGUUGCCGAUCGUGAAGUGGAUGAUAUUGUUCUGUUCGUAUUUUUUAUUUUUUGUGAACGCAAGCCUUUAUGCAUUUGCACUAAUAGUACGAGUUAUGUUUUUUUUUUAUUUAUUCCGACGAUAUCCAGUUUGCUGUGAGCGUAUAAACGCUAGGGAUGUAAAGUGAUUUGUAAUCGUUGUGGUCGGGACCGACCCUUUUUUAUCAACUUUGGUUAACGACGCGAUGUUAGAGGAGAAACGAUCAGUAGACAUUACUGACGAUGCAUGAUUUUAUUUUCCCAUCGGAACCGAUGGGAUAGAUAUCUAUAUAUAUAGAUUAUUUUUUCCACCAACUGUAAAAGAUCGCAUAUAUAAGAUGGUUGGACGUGAAAGAUGAAAUAUUGAUAAGAAUAAUGAUCGUAUUAUAUUUUUAUCCACCCUGGUAGAAUGAUUCAUAGUGAUUCAUAAAAAUUCUGAUCCGACUACAGUCGGACUAGAAAGAUUUGUGCUACAAAGUGUGUACUUUUCAGAAUCAAAUUUACUGUGUAUUCUGUUUUAAAUAUGCAACCGAUCAUUAACAAAAUGAAUUUUUAUUGGCUUAUUAAAGAUCGCAUCCUAUUGUACUAUGUGUAAAAUGCGUGUGAAUCGAUGUGAGCGAAGUAAGUUUUCUACCAGGGGAAGAUCAUUCGCUAUUUUAUAACUUGCAAGAAUAUCUUACUAUUAUAAAUGAUAAAACUAUGUGAGUUCACGAGAUUCACGCAAAACAAAUAUAAUGAAUCUGAUUGUUGAAAGCGAAA
Messenger RNA from Nasonia vitripennis (jewel wasp), 4042 nucleotides. RefSeq lists its product as uncharacterized. Lineage: Eukaryota; Metazoa; Arthropoda; Insecta; Hymenoptera; Pteromalidae. The coding region runs from base 1592 to 3121 and encodes 509 amino acids. The transcript is spliced from 5 exons. Gene Ontology annotation, molecular function: RNA polymerase II cis-regulatory region sequence-specific DNA binding; DNA-binding transcription factor activity, RNA polymerase II-specific. The record is from RefSeq and is a predicted model, not a curated record. Gene Ontology annotation, biological process: DNA-templated transcription; regulation of transcription by RNA polymerase II.